GGGGGAGGUGCUACUCUGCCUCGCUGCCCAUGUCAUCCGCCAUUGCUCGCUACGAGUCAUUUCUGAUUCACAAUGUCUCUACCAUCUCAAGCGUUGAAUCGACCAUAAGGUCACUCUCGUGGUUCCUGCCAGGGAGGUUCAAAGAUGCUGAGCUGGCCUCAGAAGCUCUCGUGUCUUUGCUCAAUACAUUGAGUUUAUACCAUGACACCUUGCUGUCUCGCAUCAUCCAUAACGAUCCCAAAUAUCGACCUCUCAUCCCUUCUUCACUACACUCACGCUACACCCGUGCAUGGUCUGACCGGGACAACCGAUACAAAUGGGCGGCGAGAGCUCUGGAGCUAAUACGAUUUGUGGAGCUUGUUAUUGAGAUGGGCUUGAAGCGAAAGGCAUCAGCCAAGAACAAAUGGCGGGGAAUAGUUCUGUUGGAAUCCAUCAAAGCUGUUUUGCGUCUCGUUCUGCUUCGGAUCACCCGAAGACCACUGGUCACGCCCCCAAUACCGGAGAGGGAAUUCGACCCAUCGACACUACCGCCCUCCAACACGUCCUCUCCUACCCUUGCCCCUUCGUCUCCUCGGUCCUCAUCUCCCAUCUCUACCCCGGAUCAUCUCAAGAACAACCAUACCGCUUUGCCGCCUCACACCCUCCUUACUACCCCACCCCCGCUUUCGAUGCCUUCCCCUGUAGAAGAUUAUCUGCUCCCUAAGGCCCUCACCAUUUCAGCGGUAAAGACCCCGACAGCGUUGAUGAAGACUCUCUCAAGCCCGAAAGACUGGCUUGCUGAAGUCAUCUAUGCCAUUCGACCGCUGAUUUAUGCGGUUCUGCUGUCCAGAGACCCCCACUCUAAUCAGCCAUUUAUGACUUCCAUCAUGAUUGAAAUCCUGUCGCGAAAUCUCCGGCGUACGCCGUCGCCAUCCUCAGAACUUGAACGUGCGGAAUACGCGCGGAGAGACAGGCAUAUCCUGUGGUACCUGCUCCGCGGGUCGAUAUGGAGGGAAUUCACUAGGCCCAAGCUGGAGACCUUCGUGGAUAAAACGGCUAAUAUUCCGUUGCUGAACUUGUUCGGCUCUGUAGUGCAAGCUUGGAUUCCCUUGAUUAAUGAGUACUAUUAUUAUACCGCUCCUUGAAGUCUGGUUCCUAUCUGGCUCCCUGGGUAGGGUGUUACGGGUUAGAGGGUUGAUGUAGCAGUGGUGUUUUGCUCGUGUCGGCUCAUGCGACGCUCGUCAGCUACUGUAUAAUGGGCCACUUGGUCGAAGGUUCUUCUUCCAUGUCAUCGUUACUUGCACUAUACAACUGCUU
Molecule: messenger RNA, 1296 nt
Organism: Gloeophyllum trabeum ATCC 11539
Lineage: Eukaryota; Fungi; Basidiomycota; Agaricomycetes; Gloeophyllales; Gloeophyllaceae
Product: peroxisome membrane protein
Exons: 6
Coding region: 30-1124 (364 amino acids)
Biological process (GO): peroxisome organization
Cellular component (GO): peroxisomal membrane
Source: RefSeq, a predicted model, not a curated record